AUUUACAGUUCGCGCUCCAAGAGCAGCGAGCUUGGAGCGAGCAUCCAUGGAGGAAGUCGACGAGAAAAGAAGUAUCAGAGUUCUGCCCCCCAGGCUUGUUCUCCAGAAAAAGGAGCCGGCUCUUCAGUGGCUCAUCGGAUCGCCCUUUCUAUCGCCUUUGACUAUCGUCUCCACUCUCAGAUGCAUCCACUAUUUGUCUCCACCCGAAUCUGUUUCGCCUGAUUUCCACAAGGAAGCAGAAGAGCUCCGUACGUUGUUAUUGAAGGGUUUUUAUAUAAUUGGAGCAUGGGUUGUUGGAAAUUUCAACGUCGAAGAACAUGCGAGCAAGGCGAUUGAUGCAGCGCGGAGAUUGAGUCAGCUUCUAUCUCAUGGUGAGAAAGCAGAGACCCAAUUGAUGAUUGGAGCUGUUGCUGAUAUCAAUUCCACAGAUAUUCACUUUUUUGUCUCCGAGUCUGAAAAUUGCAAGAGCAUCGAUUCUGUUCCCUCUGUUAUAUAUGAAAAUAACCCUGAAAAAUAUAUUUGGGAGAGAGGUUGUCUGCUCCGGUGCGAACUACCGAUUAACGUACCGCUCUAUAUUCCUUUCGACAGUCCAUCAGAUGUUGAGAAGACGUACAUCCAUGCCACAGAAUUAGUUGUUUCCAAGUUGAGGGACCCACAUGUUGUAUAUGUUGUGGAACCAUCAUGUAAAAACUCCAAUGAAGAUCCUUGUCCGGUCAUUCUACGUGGUUCACAGAUGGAUUUCCAAAUUAAUGUCUCAAAAUUUAAGCAUCUGAGUGAAGGCACCCGAAAUGCCGAAGGAACGUCUGUGCCAUGUGCAAACUUCUGUUCCAAAAGUAAAACUGAGUCCACAGUGUUUUCUUCAGAGAAUGCAGAUAUAGUCCAAGUAAGUGUUCUACUAAAUAGCUCGGAAAAGUCUCAAAAAUCUAAUGCACCAGUUGUAGAGUACUUUCCAGCUAUGGGCAAGCCCAGGCUUUUGGUGGUUGAUUUUAAGGUAGAAGUUCUCUGUUAUGCUGCCAAGUUUCUUCCGUUAACUUGUGCUGUUUCGACAUUGGUCAUUCCGGGUUUAGUUGAUCAGUUGAACUCAAUGAAGAAUGCAAUCUUACCCAACCUUUUAAAGCAACUGCCUCAGCUAGUACCAUAUCAUUUUUGCCCUCCUGGAUUUUUGCAUCCAAUAACUGUUAUCUAUGAACUCACUUACGGGGAGACUGAAAUGAAGCAAGUUGAAAUAAGGAAAGCCCUACACUUAAGGUUAGGGCUACCUUUUGAUCGUCCUGUGCUAAGAAGUGCUAGUGCCUUGGAUUUCUCUGGUAGGAAAGACAGUUCUACACGAAAGGGUUCCUAUUUGCUCAAAGAUGUUCAUAUUGGAAUUCCAAGCAGCGGUGUUUCAGGUGGCCAAAUGUCUCUGGUUCAAGGGUCAUAUGAGUACUAUCAUUAUCUUCAAGAAGGUUUCAAUGACUCGGGCUGGGGUUGUGCUUACCGGUCUUUGCAAACCAUCAUUUCAUGGUUCAGACUCCAACAUUAUACUUCCAUACAUGUCCCUUCUCAUAGGGAAAUACAAGAAGCACUAGUGGAAAUUGGAGACAAGGACGAUUCAUUCAUCGGGUCACGUGAAUGGAUUGGUGCCAUCGAAUUGAGCUUUGUUCUUGACAAAUUGCUCGGUGUGAGCUGCAAAAUCAUAAAUGUCAGAUCCGGGGCCGAACUUCCCGAAAAAUGUAGAGAAUUGGCUGCACACUUCGAGAAUCAAGGAACUCCGAUUAUGAUUGGAGGUGGUGUUCUUGCAUAUACGCUGUUGGGAGUUGAUUACAAUGAAGCCAGCGGAGAUUGUGCGUUUUUAAUACUGGAUCCUCAUUACACAGGAAGCGAUGACAUCAAGAAAAUUGUUGGUGGUGGGUGGUGUGGAUGGAAAAAGGCUGUUGAUAGCAAAGGGAAGAAUUUCUUCUUACAUGAUAAGUUCUAUAAUCUUCUGCUGCCACAGAGGCCAAACAUGGUUUAAUUCAUGUGAGAUGUUUAUUUAGAAGCGUCAUAGGACACAGGAGCACAAUCAAUUUCAUUUCUUGAAUUCAUAAUAUAUGUUCUAGUUCUUUUUUUUUUAAUAUAUAUAUAUAUGUUCUA
This is a messenger RNA of Momordica charantia (bitter melon), 2112 nucleotides long. RefSeq names its product Peptidase C78, ubiquitin fold modifier-specific peptidase 1/ 2. The record is from RefSeq and is a predicted model, not a curated record. Gene Ontology annotation, molecular function: deUFMylase activity. Lineage: Eukaryota; Viridiplantae; Streptophyta; Magnoliopsida; Cucurbitales; Cucurbitaceae.